Strongyloides ratti is the source of this 963-nucleotide messenger RNA. Its product is annotated as Regulator of microtubule dynamics protein 1. The record is from RefSeq and is a predicted model, not a curated record. Bases 1 to 963 code for a protein of 320 amino acids. Gene Ontology annotation, cellular component: cytoplasm; mitotic spindle pole; spindle microtubule. The transcript has a single exon. Gene Ontology annotation, molecular function: microtubule binding. Lineage: Eukaryota; Metazoa; Nematoda; Chromadorea; Rhabditida; Strongyloididae.
AUGCAGUCUAUUAGAUUUUUAAGAUUAUUUUCAACUUCAAAACCUACUCUUUUACGUUGUGGAAGUAAACAAAAAUAUUCAAAUGGUUAUUCAGUUAAAUUUGGAGGACAUCUAAAAAAAAUAGCUAUUGGAACAGGAACAACAGGAACUUUAUUAGGGUUAUCUUUCUGGGGAUCAGCCACAAAGGAUGAUGAUGAUAAUUCAAGGUUCUCUGCUAUUCCAUCUAAAAACAAAGAAGUACAUAAUUUAGAUUUGAUUAUUCGUGAAACGGAUGCAUUAUAUAAUAAUUAUCUUAUUGACAAUGCAUAUGCAAUAUUAAGAAAACAUUCAUCAGGUACAAAUCCUGAAUUAUUGUGGAGAUUAGCAAGAGUUUUAUGUGAAAAAGGAAAAAUUUCCAAAAACAGUGAGGAGCGUAAAAUAUUUUUUAUGGAAGCAUAUAAUGUUUGUAAAAAAGCUUUAGAUAAUGAACCAAUUGAGGGAUCAUUUGGUGCUCAUAAAUGGAUGGCAAUAAUUUUAGAUUAUGUUGGUGAAAUAGAAGGAAGUAAAUCAAGAAUAAAAAAAAGUUAUGAAGUUAAAGAACAUUUAAAUAGAGCUUUAGAAUUAAAUCCUUUAGAUGCAACUACUUGGUACAUACUUGGUGUAUGGCAUUUUACAUUUGCUGAUAUGCCAACAUAUCAAUAUUACAUUGCUAAAACUAUUUUUAGUACACCUCCUUCUAGUACAUAUGAAGAAGCUUUAAGUUAUUUUGAAAAAGCUGAAGCUGUACAACCUGAUUUUUAUUCAAAGAAUACAUAUUAUUUGGCAGAAUGUUAUGAUCGUUUAGGAAAAAAAGAAGAAGCUAAACUUUUUUAUAUGAAAGCAUUUAAAAUGCCUGUUAUUAGUGUAGAUGAUAAAGAAGUUCAUGACAAUGCUUAUAAAAAAUUAAAAGCAUUAGGUGUUAAAGAAAAUGAAUUUGUUAAUUAA